Messenger RNA from Parascedosporium putredinis, 1392 nucleotides. The record is from the annotation of a GenBank genome assembly. Lineage: Eukaryota; Fungi; Ascomycota; Sordariomycetes; Microascales; Microascaceae.
AUGGUUCAUAUACCACAGCGCCAGGGGCUCUGCGUGCUCACGCUCUUCGCCACAGCUCCGUUGCUUGGGCUCGUGGCUGCCCACCCCGAGGAACUCACACAAGAGAGGGUGCAAAACAUCGCCAUCAUCGGAGCUGGUGCGGCUGGAUCUUCCGCUGCAUACCAUCUUCGGCGGUUCGCGGAGGAUGAGGGGGUCCCCAUCAACGUAACAAUCUUUGAGAGCCGAGGCCGAGCUGGAGGCCGCACGCGGACGGUGAAUGUCUACGAUGACCCAUUGCAGCCGGUGGAACAAGGGGCGUCCAUCUUUGUUCGUGUCAACACAAUCUUAUAUGACGCGGUCCAGGAGUUUGGCCUACAGCUCGUCAAGGACGAUGAUGGCGUUGAAGAGCGGCUGGUGAUCUGGGAUGGGGAGACGUUUAGAUAUGAGCAGAACGAGGGAUCCUCAAAAUGGUGGAACUAUGCCAAGCUCUUUUGGAAGUAUGGCAUGACUCCCCUCAAGGCGAAAAGGCUCGUGGACUCCACCAUCGGUCGGUUCUUGGAGCUGUACGACGAACCCCAUUUCCCUUUCACAUCACUUACACAAGCCGCAAUCGAUCUUGACCUUGUCAAGCUAACGGGGAUCACUGGAGGGCAAUUCCUCCAAGAGAGUGGUAUUGGCCUGGACUUUUCUCGCGACAUUAUCCAGGCGGCUACGAGGGUCAACUAUGCGACAAACUUGGCUCAUAUCCACGGGCUAGAGGCCAUGGUCUCAAUGGCCCCAGACGGUGCAAUGCAAGUUGCGGGAGGUAACUGGCAGAUAUUCGCCAACAUGGUCAGGGCCAGCAACGCCAGUUUCCUUUACGAGACGGCAGUUACCUCGCUUGAACUUCAAAAGUCUAGCACUGUCGACAACGCAGCGCCGAAAUAUAUACUCUCGACAAAGGCAACGGGGCCUCGGGCCCGGGGAGACAGCAAGGCUGAGCCGGGGUCGGACGCUGCCGGGAAGGCCGGUUUCUUCUCGGUGAGCACCCUCAGAAGGGUCAAGAACCCAAAGACAAGGCAGACGGAGUACCUCUACAAGGUAUUCUCCCCAGAGGUUGUGGAUCCAGAUUUCCUCUCGAGACUUCUCGGCGUUGAGGUGCCAUCUACCUUCACAGGACGGGGUCCUACCACCGAUGAUGAGCCGAUCUCGUGGUACCACCCCACGUGUUUAACUCGCAACGGCCUAUACUACACAUCGGGGAUCGAGAGUUUCAUCUCGACCAUGGAAACGAGUGCGUUGAUGGGGAAGAAUGUGGCGAAACUCAUCGUCAAUGAGCUAGCGGGCAAAGAUGAGGCAUUGGGCGGUAGUCAGAAGGGUUCUUCCGAGGAUGAUGCGUCUUCCUCAUCCCCAGGUCCUCAAGAUGAACUCUAA